AUGGGUGGGACUCAAAAUGGGAAAGCCGUGGCGAAUGGAAGAGUGAAAAACGGAAAGAUAACCGAGAAAGACACGAUUCCAUUGGAAGAAUGCCCAAAACCAGCAUUUUAUGUGUUCUGGCUGGUUCAAUUGAACAUCACCAUGAUGCUUCUGGGUGCAAUGGUCGCCACACUGUUCGAUAAAUGGGGAAUUGUGAAGACAAAACGGGCAAAAGGAGAUCCCAGAAUGGAGGACUUUGCACCACUUGGAAACAGCUUCGAUGCCACGUACACAGAUCAUAUUUAUCGACGAUCAACCGAUGUUGUCAAUAGGCCGAUUAGCGGUGUUCCAGGAGCUAUUGUUAGGCUGAAAGAUAGAUAUAGUGACGAUCACGGAUGGACACAAAAAUACUCGGGUAGCGAAACAGAAGUCAUCAAUCUUGGAUCUUACAAUUAUCUCGGAUUCUCUCACCGAUCGGGUGUUUGCGCCGAUGCCGCUGCUGCUCAAAUAGAUAAAUAUGGAAUAAAUUGUGGAGGAUCGAGACAGGAAUGCGGAAACCAUCUUUCCCAUAAAUCAGUCGAUCGUACCAUCGCUGAAUACCUGAGAGUAGAGGAUGCUGUCGUUUUCCCUAUGGGUUUCGCCACUAAUUCGAUGAAUAUUCCGGCUCUUGUCGACAAAGGAUCUCUUAUUCUUUCUGAUCGGCUGAACCACGCAUCGCUGGUCACUGGAUGCCGUUUAUCUGGUGCACACACUUUAGUCUUUCGUCACAAUAACGCUAAAGAUUGUGAACGAAAAUUGCGAGAUGCUUUGUCUGGAGUGAGCCCGAAGACUGGACAAAAAUAUAACAAAGUCCUGAUUAUCAUUGAAGGAAUCUACAGCAUGGAAGGAACCAUUGUCGAUUUGCCAUCGUUUAUCGCUAUCAAGAAAAAGUAUAAUUGUUAUCUUUUUCUCGAUGAAGCACACAGUAUCGGAGCAGUCGGUCCAAGUGGAAGAGGUGUUGCCGAGUAUUGGGGAUGUGAUCCCAAAGAUAUUGAUAUUAUGAUGGGUACUUUGACAAAGUCUUUCGCUUCGGCUGGAGGAUAUAUGGGCGGUGCGAAGAAAACUAUCGAUCACAUUCGCCGUUAUUCCGCUGGUACUUGUUACGGAGUGACCAUGUCGCCUCCACUCAUCGCUCAAGUCGAAAAAGCAGUUCAGAUUAUGUGCGGCCAAGACGGCACAGAUAUCGGCCGUCAAAAAGCCAUUCAACUUCUCGAAAAUUCCCGAUACUUCCGGAAGGAACUUCGCAAACGAGGAUUUCUAGUUUAUGGAAAUAAUGAUAGUCCAGUAGUGCCAUUAAUGACAUUUUAUAUCACUAAAGUUGUCGAAUUUUCACGACGAAUGCUCAAACAUAACAUUGGAAUAGUGGCGGUCGGAUAUCCAGCCACUCCACUGUUGGAAGCACGGGUUCGCUUCUGUUUAAGUGCCGAUCACACAAAAGAGCAUUUAGAUUAUAUUCUGGAAGCUCUCGAGCAAGUCGGUGCUGAAACGAACACAUUUUACGGGAAGAAAAUCACUGACGAGUAA
Molecule: messenger RNA, 1542 nt
Organism: Caenorhabditis briggsae
Lineage: Eukaryota; Metazoa; Nematoda; Chromadorea; Rhabditida; Rhabditidae
Gene: Cbr-sptl-3
Product: Protein CBR-SPTL-3
Exons: 8
Coding region: 1-1542 (513 amino acids)
Biological process (GO): ceramide biosynthetic process; sphingosine biosynthetic process
Cellular component (GO): serine palmitoyltransferase complex
Molecular function (GO): pyridoxal phosphate binding; serine C-palmitoyltransferase activity
Source: RefSeq, a predicted model, not a curated record